CCAUCGCCGGGCGGGCCGGGAUGGGGCUCGGGGGCUGGUGGCGGGCAGCGCGGGCCCUGCGGGCGGCGGGCGGCGGCUGGAGCGGGGCGGCAGCGCCCGGRCCCGCCUGCCGCAGCCUCUGCGCCGCCGGCGCGCCCAACCUCUCCUACCAGGAGCUCAAAGACUUGAAGAAGGCCAACGUCCUCCACAUUGACGUGCGGGAGAGGUGGGAGAUCGACAGGUUUGGAAAAAUCCCGGAGUCCAUCAACAUACCGCUGGGUGAAUUAAUGGAAGCUCUACAAAUGGACCCAACAGAGUUUAAGGAGCAGUAUAAUCAAAAGAUGCCAUCCAAGUCAGACCCUGUGGUAUUCUCCUGUAUGGCGGGAACAAGAAGUAAACAAGCACUUGGUUUUGCCAUGUCCUUGGGUUUCAGCAGAGUGCAGCAGUAUGCUGGUGGCUUUGAUGACUGGGUAAGACAUGAACCUCCAGAGAAGAAAUGAAGAUGACUGCCCCAACCCUUACCCUAUCAAGGCUGCAGGAUGGUUUGUAGGUUUUAGCAAACCAGAUGCAUUCCACUUCCAUARUAAAGCUCACUACUGGCUUUUUGUGUAAAUGGACAUUCACCUUCAAACUGCUUGGUUUAAAUUAUGCCUAAAGACUACAACACAAACAGAGACAAAUUAAAUUUGCUCAACCUUUCAACCUUUACAUUGGGUUAUGGUUUUGGUGAAUGCAUGUGAAGAGAACCUAAGUGCUGAUUAUGUUUACUUUUUUGUAUGAUGUAGUUUAUGACUGUUUGAACUAAUGAUGAUAGGACAAAUAAAAUUAUUAUUUCUCAAAUACCUG
Malurus melanocephalus (red-backed fairy wren) is the source of this 825-nucleotide messenger RNA. It is a transcript of the gene TSTD3, whose product is annotated as thiosulfate sulfurtransferase like domain containing 3. Bases 21 to 479 code for a protein of 152 amino acids. The transcript has 4 exons. Gene Ontology annotation, molecular function: thiosulfate-cyanide sulfurtransferase activity. Lineage: Eukaryota; Metazoa; Chordata; Aves; Passeriformes; Maluridae. The record is from RefSeq and is a predicted model, not a curated record. Gene Ontology annotation, cellular component: mitochondrion.